Messenger RNA from Myotis daubentonii (Daubenton's bat), 3729 nucleotides. RefSeq names its product BAF chromatin remodeling complex subunit BCL7B (gene BCL7B). The record is from RefSeq and is a predicted model, not a curated record. Lineage: Eukaryota; Metazoa; Chordata; Mammalia; Chiroptera; Vespertilionidae.
UUUCUUCCUUAAUGACACCUUUCUGCCACAGCUGACUCCCUAAAGACUUGCUUAUUCCAUACAAGAACAUGGAGAACUGCAGGAGGGAUUUGAGAGGCAGUCCCAGAUUAAACUGAUCACCUCUACAUACGUUCUAGGACUCAACACAGAGCUUCAUCUAAUUGUAGGACUAUGCAAUAUCACAAUGAACGUUUUUUUAAGUGUAUUUUUAUUGAUUUCAGAAAGGAGAGGGAGAUAUAGAAACAUAAGUGAUGAGAGAGAAUCAUUGGUUGACUGCCUCCUGCAUGCCCCCUACUGGGGAUUGUGCCCUGACCGGGAAUGGAACCAUGACCUGGUUCAUAGUUAGCUCAACCACUGAGCCACGCUGACUGGGCUCACAACGGACUCUAGAUGUUUGUCAUUGAUCCUAGAUGUUUGUCAUUGAUUCCAGCAGCUGACUCCCUAGAAUCACUACAUGGGGAGACAAUGUCUCUGGGUGUAGCUAAUUUUUAAAAUACUGUAUAUAUUUUUUAUUGAUUUCAGAGAGGGGGAGAAAGAGAAACAUCAAUGAUUAGAAUCACUGAUCGACUCUCUCCUGCAUGACCCCUACUGGGGAUCAAGCCCACCACCGGGCAUGUACCCUGACCUAAGGAAUCAAACUGUGACCUCCUGAUUCAUAGGUGGAUGCUCAGCCACUGAGUCACACCUGCUGGGCUAUUCCAUUAUUUCUAGAAUUAUCCCUUCCCUGCACACGGUUCAGCAAUUCCACUCCUCAGUCAGGCAGACACUAUUCCUAGGCCUCUCAUCAGCAAGACAUUUGCUUAUCAAGCCAUGAUGUUGGUCAAUCAUGAAAGGCUGAACAGUCAUAGUCAGAGGCUGUGUCAAGUUCAGGGUUAGCUAGGCAUUUCUCUGGGGCACAUAGGAGGAAGUUUCUUUAGAGGUGAGAGAAGUAGAUGCUACCAACCUGUGCAAACUGUCACCUGCUUCCUUUGUCUCCUGAACAGCUGCUACAGGACUCUCCUUGCAUACUGCAAGCAUCAAUAAAUGCCUGUCUCACUGGAGCUGCACUGCAUAUUCAGCAUUCAUCCAAACAUUUAUUGAGCAUCUACAAUGUUUGUGAACAGUUUGCCUCUGAGCAAUUGCAUCUACCCUAUUUGCAGAAGUCAGCUUCAAGGUCAUUUUCCCCCCAGAAGCUUCUGGACACCUCUCAAUUAUAUUAGGAUUGUCAUAGUACCUUGUACUUCCCUUAGCCUAGCAUUUAUAAAACGCCUUUUUAAAGCCUGUUUUCUGAUCUGUAUGUACCACUAAACUGAAAGCUCUUUGAAAGCAAAAACCCAGAUUUUGACUGCAGCACUUUGCACAGAGCCUUGUACAAUGCAGGCAUCAUUGAAUGAAUUAUUGCUGAAUUAAAGACAAUGAGUAGAGUGCUAAGUAUGAACAAGUGGAACCCCAGGAUGUCAGGUCAAGGUUUCUCUGAGUUCAAUGAGAUGUUGGACGAGUACCAAAGUGGUCAGUUGACCAGUGUGGAACGUGUGUAUAAGGUUGUAAGGCAUACUGAAGAAAGGUGUGAAAUUCUGUGGCUGGAGUACAGCGGCUUAUCUGGGGAGCCAGACAGGUGCCAGACAGGAAGGGCAGCAGGAAAGGAUGAUGCAGAACCGCAGUCCCCGUAAGGUCAAGUCCAUAAAACAGGUAAUGGCAGCAACCCUGGCUUGAGAACGAGACGCCGACUUCCAAAUCCUCUGGGAAAGUCCCAGAGAUUCCACUGGCAGCGCCUCGCACCUCGCCCUGCCCAGGGCACCUGCUGCCAGCGGCACAUGCUGCCCGCUCACCGCGCACUUCCGUCCCGGCCGAGGGGUCUUCCGGGGCACCCAGGGGUCCUGGCCGCCAGCAGCGGGGCGCGCAGGCGCACGGAGGCUUGCAGCCCCAAGGGGCGGGCGAGUGCGCGCGCUUCCCCGCGCACGCGCGCACGGAGGGGGCGACGGCCGCGGUGACGCUGCUGCGGCGGGCGGGUGGCGGCGCGUGAAGCGCGCGAUUCCCCGCGUCUAGGGAGCAGUGCCCCGGCUCUCGCCGCUCCCGCCGCCCCCGCCGCCGCCAUGUCGGGCAGGUCAGUCAGGGCCGAGACCCGCAGCCGGGCCAAGGACGACAUCAAGAAGGUGAUGGCUGCCAUCGAGAAAGUGCGGAAAUGGUGAGGGGCCGAGGCCGAGGCCGGGGCCGAGGGUGCUGGCGGGGUUCGCCGGUCCAGGCCCAGAGGAGCACCAGACCGGCAGGCGGGGUGGAGAAAAAAUGGGUUACUGUGGGUGACACAUCGCUUAGGAUAUUUAAGUGGGUUCCUGUGACCGACAACAAGGAGAAAGAAAAGUCAAAAUCGAAUGGUUCAGCAGCCCGGGAACCUAAUGGCUUUCCCUCUGAUGCCUCAGCCAAUUCCUCUCUCCUUCUUGAAUUCCAGGAUGAAAACAGCAACCAGAGUUCUGUGUCUGAUGUCUAUCAACUCAAGGUGGACAGCAGCACCAACUCAAGUCCCAGCCCCCAGCAGAGCGAGUCCCUGAGCCCAGCACACACCUCUGACUUCCGCACAGAUGACUCCCAGCCCCCUACUCUGGGCCAGGAGAUCCUUGAGGAGCCCUCCCUGCCUGCCUCAGAAGUGGCUGAUGAACCUCCCACUCUCACGAAGGAAGAACCAGUUCCACUGGAGACACAGAUGGCCACGGAAGAGGAAGACUCAGGUGCCCCACCCCUGAAACGCGUCUGUGUGGACCAACCCGCAGCGCCGCAGACAGCCUCAGAAAGCUAGCACCAUCCUGGCACCCUUCACCUCCUGGCCCCCUGCCUCUAUUUAUUGCAUUCUGGUUCUGACUGUGCUGUGUUGCUGGGCUAAGGGCAAGCGCUGGGGACCAGAGCCUGCCCAUAGGAGCCUUCUAUUCUGGAAGGCUGACAGAGGACUUGGGGUUAUCGCAUCAUCUUCCCUCCCUGGCACCUAUGUCUGCUUGUUCCUGAGAAGAGGAAUGCUCAUGUCCUCUUUGUCUCCCAAGUAGGCUGGAGUAUCAGCCAUCCCAAGGUUUAUCUGUCACCUCCAGGUAGCAGUCUCCGCUCCAGAACCUCUGGACUGAGCUGCUGGCGCUUCUAUAAGAAGAAAGAGAUGUGGAAGGCACCCUUUAGAGAAGAGGGUGCUAAGAGUUACUUGAAUUUGAUGGCGACUGUGGAUGUCUGGACUUUCCCUUAGGGCCAGGUGCCCUGUGGGCCGUUAUUGGAGGAUGCCUAGGUAGAGACUUUGGAGGGAAGGGGCUUUUCUCCACAUGAGGGCAAAAAAGUCCAUAUAGAUUUCUUGCUGCCCUGUCACCUCUGCCCAUUUCUGAGGUCAUCCUGCCUCUCAUGGGCUCUCUAGCUGCUGACAAUUCCCCCCACCACCACCAAAAGAAAACUAUCUCCCCCCCCCACACACAUGCAGCUUUCUGUUCUUACCCGUACAUUUCAUUCCAGCAUUCUCUGCCUCCUGCCACAGUCCUCAGCAUUCAUGCCACAAAACCCCAGAAAGAAUUUGAAGUCUGACCACAGUACCCAUCCCCCAGAGUACUCCUUCAGCUCAGACUUUCUAGAAAGAUUCCCUUUCUUUAAAAUCUGCAUGUUUAAUUGAACUUCGUGAUUUUAUUUUUUGUUUCAUAAGAGUUUAAGAAAUGGAAAUGGGCAACAGUGAGUGAAGACAUAUUUUAGCACUGAAUAGAAUAUUUUUAAAAUUAAACUAUUUGAAAUAUG